UUGACUAUUGUGCAUCGCGCCUUACCUUGCUAACCCUCAUUCGCUCACUCGUCAACUUGCUUUCCUGAGUGAAUUGCAAUUAUGACGGGCACCGCCUUUGUGUAUGGUACGUUGAUGGCGGAUGAGGUGCUUCGCCUGCUGAUCAAGCGAGUGCCGCGGACGCGACCAGCGGUUUUGCCCGGCUACACACGCUACAAGGUUAAGGGCCAGGUAUUCCCAGCGAUUGUACCAUCCACAUCAGAGUGCAAAGUGGAGGGCAAGGUGCUGAUGGACCUGUCGGAUAAGGAGCUGGAGGUGCUGGACGUGUACGAGAGUGAGGAGUACUACCGCGCCACUGUGUCCCCAGUGCUGGACGACGGGUCUACGAUCAAGGCGGAUGUGUACGUGUGGAAGGACCAGUACCGCCACAUGCUGCAGCUAGAGCCCUGGAGCUACGAGGAUUGGUUCGUCAACCACCAUGACGCCUGGGUCAGCAAACUGACCCCCAACGGCGCGCAUCCGGAGGGCCACAUGUGAGGAGUUAUGGGGAGCGAGCGCUGGAGCUGUCAGCGAGCGGCGAGAGACGCAGAUGGAGUGGAGGGGUGGUGGUCAGGGAGUGGAGUUCUCGGACGGCAGGCGAUGUCUGCUGGAAUGUAUAGAAAGGUUUCGAGGGCAAUGCGGAUGGAAUGUUCGUCUAGCUAACGAUUAUGGCGGGCAGAUAAGCGCGCGUGGUCACAGGGGAGACCGAGGGCGAGGCGGAGUGUCUGAGUGUCUGUAAGAUUGCAUGGGGUCGCACGGCAUGUGCGCUGACGGUCAUUUCGGGCUGGUGGUGCCACCAGUACUAUGACCGAGAAUUAUGUAUUCUAGAAGAAUUCUGGGCUGAGAGUAUAAGCGGGCGCUGGUUGUUUCGACAAUUUUGACUUCUUGGCCGUGCCGGCACUGGCUAAAAAUUUGUCUUACAUUUGAGCUCUAGAUUAUUAAUAGACGAGAAAAAGGAUGGCGGGCUGCGUGGACAUUCCCGCCAGCCAGGCUGUGCUUGUGCCAACCGAG
Molecule: messenger RNA, 1029 nt
Organism: Chlamydomonas reinhardtii
Lineage: Eukaryota; Viridiplantae; Chlorophyta; Chlorophyceae; Chlamydomonadales; Chlamydomonadaceae
Exons: 7
Coding region: 82-516 (144 amino acids)
Source: RefSeq, a predicted model, not a curated record